Auxenochlorella protothecoides is the source of this 1518-nucleotide messenger RNA. Its product is annotated as putative oxidoreductase, chloroplastic. The coding region runs from base 1 to 1518 and encodes 505 amino acids. The transcript is spliced from 12 exons. Lineage: Eukaryota; Viridiplantae; Chlorophyta; Trebouxiophyceae; Chlorellales; Chlorellaceae. Gene Ontology annotation, cellular component: cytoplasm. The record is from RefSeq and is a predicted model, not a curated record.
AUGAGAGCCUUCCAAGCACCAUCGCCCUCCCGCGUCCAAGUGUCGCGGGUCUAUCUGCAAAGGCCGUCCCAGACGCUGCGUCUCGUGACCGUGGCGGCGGCUCCAGCAGAAGCAACACACAGGGCCGCGCCCACUGAGAUCAUCCGGGCCAACACCAUGCGCGCCUUCCUCCUCAAGCUUGCCAGCCCCGAGCCACUCUUCGAUUUCCUGGCGCCCACAGGCUGGGACGCACAAUGGGUGGACGGCAUCACGCGGGACAUUUGCCGCAUGCCUGAAGGCGAUGAUGUUGCCAAGGCCGAUGCCGCUAUCAAGUUCCUGACGGGCUUGGGCCUGAGGAAUCGAGAUGUGGAGAAUAUGGCUUCCUCCUGCAAGCCCAUCCUCCGCGUCCCAGAGCCCCAGCUGCGAGCGGUAGUGGACUACCUGACCGCCCAGGGCCUCUCGGAUGCCGCGCUGCAGAACUUCCUGGUGCGGAACCCUCAGCUGCUGACCUACGUGCCAGAGGGCGACGUCCUCACCAAGGGCCGCGCGAAGGCCAGCGUGGAGGUGGCGCCAGCUGGCGAUGGCUCGGUGGGGGCCCGCGUGCAUGUCUGGAGGGACGAUGCCAGGGUGUCGGAGAUUGGCAUUGGAGCAUGGUCCUGGGGGGACAGUUCCGGGUACUGGGGCUACAACAAGUCCUAUGGUCAGAGUGAUAAUCUAGAGGCUUUCAAGGCUGCCAUGGAGGCCGGAGCCACUUUCCUGGAUACCGCCGAGGUGUACGGGUUUGGGAACUCCGAGCGCUUCAUCCGUGAAUUUUCUGCGAGCACCGGACUCGAGCCCGACGUUGCAACUAAGUUUGGGCCGCUACCUUGGAGGCAGAGCGCCGGCAGCUUGGUCAAGGCCUGCAAGGGCAGCUUGGAGCGCCUGGGCUCCCAGCGUGUCACGUUGUACUUGCAGCACUGGCCCGGCUUCUUCUUCAAUGCCUUUGCCAACGACGCCUACAUCCAGGGCCUGGCAGAUGUGGUGGACCAGGGGCUGGCUCAGGCGGUGGGGGUGUCCAACUUCAACGCUGACAGGGCGCGGGGGACUUCGCUGGCCUGCAACCAGGUGCAGUACAGCCUGCUGUACCGUGCCCCCGAAACAAAUGGAGUGCUGGAGGCCUGCCGCGAGGCGGGAAGCACCCUGGUGGCCUACAGCCCCCUUUGCCAAGGCUUCUUGACUGGCAAGUACAAUGCAGAGAACAAACCCAGCGGGGUGCGAGGGCGCAACUUCAGCGCCGCACAGUACGAGGAGCUGGUCCGCCUGCUCGACCUCAUGCGCGCCGUGGGGGCAGAGGAGGGCGAUCACACGCCGGCCCAGAUUGCCAUCAACUGGUUACUGUGCAAGGGGGUGCUGCCCAUUCCUGGGGCCAAGAACGCAGCCCAGGUGCAAGCCAUCGUUGGAGCGACAGGCUGGAGGCUGAGUGACGGGGCAGUGGCAGAGCUGGACAAGGUCUCUGCCAGGGUGAAGUCCGCUUCAGGAGCACCUUUUGAGAACUGGUGA